CCAUAAAACAUGAAAAUUCAGUGUGUGUAUGUGUGUGUGUUCAUGCAUGUUUGAGGGCAUGCGAGUCAGAGUGGGCUGGGUUAUCAGAGCAGAGAGACAGAAGGCAGUUUGCGGUGGGCAGGAGAGAGAGUCACAUUCUUCAUUUCAACUUUGCCCGGCACAGUUGUCCACACACUGCUGCAUGUCACUCUCUCGUCUGUCUUUGCUUUUCUCCUUAUUUUGCUUGUCAGUCAUUCUUCUUGUUCAAAUGCAUUAUUUUAGUUUCUCUUACACUCUUCUCACUCUUCCUCUUUAAGUUGUUGUUUUCCUUAUUAUCUGUCCAUCUUUACCCAAUAUUGUCAUUAUCCUCUCAUUCUAAAUCUGACAGUCUGGCUUCAUUUACUGUACAUAUUUUAUUUGCAUAACCUGGUGCAAUUUCAUGGUAUCAGAUGGAGUCAAGGCAUCAUGGACCUCAACCUCAACCAAGACCCACAAGCCCAGCCUUGCCUUUCAUAGGUUGGCCCCACACAAAUGGAUGUGUGACACAUGGAGGCCCAGGUCGGAUGUUGCUGCGUGAGAUGCUUUGGCAGCUGGAGCAAAGAGCACUUCAGGUUCAAGAAGAGGAGUUCCAGUACUGCAUCUCCCGUGGCAUUCUGGGAUACCGUCACCCCCCAGCAUACCCAAGCCUGCUUGCCCUUAUACCUGCUUCCGAACACCGCCAGCUGGAGCGCCUCUGUGGUCGCAUCCCACCCUCACACACUGCCAUUGUGCUUUCCAGGCUCCAUGAUCUUUUGGCCCACAAUGACAUCCCUCCCUGGGAACUGGUGGGUGUCUUCAAGCAAGUUCUCAGGGACUUCCUGAGGAGACAGGAAGACGGCGUGCAGAGAUGUCCAGUCCCUUCAGCUCCACCAAACAUUCUUUCUGCUCCUAGUCCAAAUACAGAGAGUAAUGAUAGAAAUCACAUGGCUGGAAAUGCAUCUAAUGCUUUGUCUGAGGAGUCAGGGAAACACAGGGAGGAAAUUCCUACUAUUUCUAGUUAUGUGGAUAAACAUUUGCGGGCUGCCUGCCCCUACUCUAUCCGCAGAGAUUGGAGUUUGCCCUUUUGCCAUCCGUUCACUUAUGAGGCCUACAGCACCACAUUGUGAGACACCGGUAGAACCAUCCAACACAUUUUUAUGGCAAUAGAGUGGUGCAGGGAUGAUGUCAAAACCCAAACAAACUAAUUUGCCCCUGGUCUGUGGUUUUGGCAAAUUGCUGGCUAAUUUGUAAGAAUUUGUACAAUCUUAUUCAUCCAUUCAUCCAUUUCUGUUUACGCCCCAGUGAUGGUUAGGAUUAGGGGUGGUCCUUCAAGCUUACUUUUUUCCUAAAAAUCAUACGAAUCACAUUGUACAAAUUCAUACGAUAUUGCCUCCUCAUUAAAUAAUUCAGUUUUCUCAUGAGAUCGGGUUUAAAAGUCCAUAUAGCCACUUUCUAUGUCUUUCCUCUUUGCAAGUUCCCUAGUUCUCAGACACAGAUCUACAUCAAACAAAAAAAAAAUCUAAUCCUGUGCUGCAUUUUAAGUCAAUUAGACUGAUUAAAAGUGAUUAACAUGGAGAUGUAUGUGAUGUUUAAACUUGGAAGAUGAGCCAUAAACUUUUUUUGUAACUGAUCAAUAAGAAGGAAAGAUAACUCCAGAUAUUUAUGAUAUAAAGUAGCUACUUUUAAAAUUAAUUCUUUAAAAACUUAAAAAAAUAAAAUAAAAAAAUAAAUCACCAACAAUAAUCAUAAUAAUAAUUUUGAAUAAAUAAUUAUAAAUAAUUUAUUGUUAUUAUUG
Molecule: messenger RNA, 1792 nt
Organism: Megalobrama amblycephala (Wuchang bream)
Lineage: Eukaryota; Metazoa; Chordata; Actinopteri; Cypriniformes; Xenocyprididae
Gene: rd3l
Product: RD3 like
Exons: 3
Coding region: 429-1124 (231 amino acids)
Source: RefSeq, a predicted model, not a curated record